This is a messenger RNA of Linum trigynum, 1393 nucleotides long. NCBI's taxonomy places the organism in Eukaryota, Viridiplantae, Streptophyta, Magnoliopsida, Malpighiales, Linaceae. The record is from the annotation of a GenBank genome assembly.
CUCCAAUGAGCAUAACGAAUAUAGUCUACUAAGAAUAUCAAAUGUCAUUAUGUACACAACUAAACAAAACGUGUAAACCGAUUUAAUUAAACUUCAACGGGGUGAGUAAACUGAUGCAUCUUCAAUUUCUUAGUGAACAUCGUAUAUUAUACAUCGGUAAAACGACACUAUUCAAUUCAAGCAUUUCCCAGUUUCCCACCACUACGACAACAAAGAAUGGUAACACAACGGAUUCCAUGUAAUUCCUAUAAAUACAGUCGAUAUAUCUCAUCUUCCAAUCAUCAAAUAUAACAUCAUCACAACAUCCACUUAAUAUCUUUCAACCCACUGUUCACCAUCAAAAACAAUUCUAGCUAGCGAUCGAUAUGGGUAUUCAUUGCAGAGGAAUGAUCAUGAUCGUGGCUUCAAUUCUCCUGGCGACGACGGCGGUGCUAGCCUCUUCUUCAGCGACGCUUGAAUCCGCCGCCGUCGCUAAUAGUAACGCGACCAGGCCGGGAGCAACCCCACCAGUGCCAUUGCCGAGGUGCAGAAGGGGAACGAUGGAGCCAAAAGUGGCGGCGAAGUGUUGGAUAGCGAUACUCGAGGUUCCCUUGUGCGUGUUUCAGAUCGUGAAGGCGUUCGAAGGCGGAUCGGUGUUCAGCAUCGGCAAGGCCUGCUGCCACGCCUUCAUCGACCUCACCGACGACUGCAAGAUCGAGGUCUUCCAGAAGUCCGAGUUCUUCCCGGCCAUCGAGAAGUUCUGUGCGGCCAUCGGCGGCGGCGGCGGGGCCAAUACUACUACUGCGGCCGGUCUCGGCAACUAAUAUCUCCUCGUUCGGCUUGAUGAUCAUAUGUAAUUUUCUUUUGUUCACGCCUAAACUAAGUGUGGAAAGAAAGGAAGUAGCUAAUUUCGAUAUUGUAUGCCCCAUUGUAACAUAAUUAUAAAUGGAUUUCUCAUACUUUUUUUCUCUAAGCUUGUUAAAAAUGUUAUUUGAAAAAAAAUCGGCCGAAAUCUGUGACGGUAUCCCUUUAGAAUCUAUGAAAAAUGACCCUGAAAAAAUCAUUCCAAAUCAGUGCCUAAUAGACUUACUCAUUGAUAAAAAAAAAAUAGCCUCAGGCCGAAUCCAUGUUCCGUACCCGUCAAAAUCCAAGGAAAACGAACUUUCGAAAAAAUCGCUCAAAUAGAUAAUUAUUAGACUUCAUCAUAGUUGGAGAAUAGCCUCCGGAAAAAAAAUUAUUAAUCAUCGAUGGAGAUUAGCCUCAAACUGAAUAUGUGAUUUGUAGCCUUCAAAAUCUAAAAAAAUUGGGUUUUGAAAAAACCGUCGAAAAUGUGAUGGUACCCCUUUGGAAUGUGCCAAAAAUGGACCCGAAAAUUUUUGUUCAAAUUAGUGGUUAAUAGACAUAAUCAACAGUG